GUUAUGCGGUAUUAACGAUGAAAUUACACGCGUACUCGGGCUAUUGUUGUUUAAUUCGCUAAAUAUUGCAACAAACGGACAGUAAAGUUGUUACAAAUUCGCGUGAUUUAUUAUUGUUACUAGAUGUGUUACCAGUGCUAAUAGCAAACAACGAUCGUCUUGCCGACGUGGGUUUGGGGUCUACAUAUAUAUGUAUAUUUGCCUGAUCACGAAUCGUUGCAUGUGUGUGUGUGUGUACGUGCACAUAUGUAUGCUUAUAUGUGUAGAGACCACCGCAGUGACCAUGAAUCGACGGGUUGCUCUCAAUUCUGUGAAUGUUUACAAUAAAUGCCUAAAAAUGUUACAAUUAUACAAUUGCUAAAACGAAUUAAAAAGCGAAAGCAGCAGCAGCAUGACUACAACAACAAUAAACCGAAGCAACAAAAACAAACCAAUACUACUACAGUUAGUGCAUACAACAAAACGACAAGUCGUUCUAGAAAAGCUCAUAAGAACAACAACAGCGGCGGCAACGGCAGCAACAGCAACAACAACAACACUGCAACAACAAAUAAAACAGCUGAAAAUACUUAAUACUUGACGAGCACGACGCAGAGUUCUUGCAUUAAUUCGUUCGUUAUUCUAUUUGUGUUCUUUUAGGCUUUAAAAGCUAAAUUUAAACGAAGAAGGAAAUCAUCGAAGCGCGUAAUCACAAAAGAAAACGUGCAAAUGCUUAGCCAUGUGCCUUGGCUCCAAAAUGUGUUUCAGUGUAUUAGGCCAACUCUUUGACGUCAUCUUAGCCAGCUUCUGACACAGGACUUAAGUCCUAUCGUCGCUUCUCUGCUCUUCUCUUCUCUCCGUCGUCAGUCUUAAUCGCCUUGCGUGUUUCUUCGUGUUGAGCUUUUUGCUCAUUUCGCGCUCGUUGAAUCAGCAUCCAAUACAACCAAACAAACACACACACAUACAUAUACAUAUGAGCAUACACACGCGUUCAUAUCAGCCUUUAACUGGAUGCAGAUCUGGAUCGUUCAACCGCAUAGAGCUGUGAAAUAUGGAAAAAGCGAAAGCUUACAUCAAGAAUGAGCUGCGCACUGGGAGUGCGCACUUGCCACUGCCCAACGAUGCGGCCGCGCCCACGCUGCCAGCGGUGGGCAGUAGGCCACAUGAUGCUGCCAACGAGCUGAUGCCGUCACCUGGGUCUUCCUACUACGCACAACAUUUCUAUGCAGCAAAGUCAACGGGACGCGCCUCAGCGCCACCGGAGCAUACAACGCCCGCAGUUUGCUUCGUCUGCGGCGGUCAUGGCAGCUACGAGGCGGUGCGCGUGCGCGCCAAUCCCGAGCGGCCGCAUGAGCCGCACUUUCCGUUUCUGGAGCGGCACGAGCCACCGCAGGGCAUGUCGGCGGUGGCGCACAAUCAAGUGUAUGUGAUGGCCUGCAUGCUCUGCUUUCGCUCGCUGCACGAGCAGUGGGAUGCGUAUGAGCGUCAGCAGAAGCCGAUGCUGCAGCGCAUCUACCACAUGAAGCGCGUGGACGGCAAGGGCUUCAUAGGCGCCGAUGUGGCCACGCAGAGCGAGUAUGCAGCUCAGAUGCUUGGCCUAAGCGCCGAGCAUGUUGGCCAAAACGGACUAACGGAACUGCAUAAUGCCGCCGCCGCGCCUCCACCAGAUGCAUAUAGUCUGAGUAGACACUACGACGCUAGAGCAGCAGCGGCGGCGACAGCAGCAGCAGCGGAGCAGCCGCAUCAACAGAUUACCUCAAGGAACACCUCGCCGGACUAUUAUCCGCUGAAUGCCACGCCCACUAGUCAAGGGCACAAUCAUCAUAAUCACAAAUACCUGAGUCGGCCGCAAUCGCGCGAUCUGCAGCCGCCGUCGCUACUCUCGCGUCCACUUAGCGAGCCGCCCGCUCGCCUGGCGCCCAGUCUGGGCUCCAGCUUCGCCCAGCACAAGUAUAAGCUCGGCCCAUACAAUCACCAGCCGCCGCCAGCUCAGUCGCCAGGCCAGUACCAACCUGCCCAGUACCAGCAGCUGCAGCAGCAAACUGCCACCUAUCAAUUGCUGCAACAAGUGGCCGCCGGCGGCGCUGUCGAUGCGCAUGCUCACUACAAGGGCAAUCCCUAUAGUGCGCUGCCCAAUCUAACUGGCUCCAUGCCGCCGCUGCCUAAGCCGCCUAGUCCGGAGGAUGACAAUGCCACUGUGCUGGAUCUACGUCAUUCCUCAGCCGUCAGCAGCUCCAUGCCAGUUUCCUUGCCAGCUACCUCAGCCAGCACGCCGCGUAGUCAGUCUGCCCAGGCAAGCUCUGUCAGCGCCAACGGCCCCUCCGCUGCCUCCACUGAGGUUGGCAUACUGGAUCUGUCCAUGCCCGACAAGAACUCCAUCACCGAAGUCUGCUAUGUCUGCGGGGAUGAGCAGCGUCGCGGCAGUCUUGUCGAACUGAGUACAGUGAAGCCCAAGGAGCCACGACUAGAUCAGUCCGCUGCCUAUUUUCCGCUAUUCAACGAGCAGCAUCCACGUCCUGCACGCUCGCGCCCAAAGGAUCCGCGUGGUAUGAUACAAGCCUGCAGGCCCUGUCAUGACGACCUCAUGCACCAGUGGAACGCUCAUCAGGCUGUCAAUACGCCGGAUUCGCAAAGAUCCUAUAUGCUGCGAAAACGUUCGCUGCCCGUGCCGGAGCGUACAACAUUCGUUUGCUACACGUGUGGCAUAGACACGCCCUCAUCGCAGCUGCGUCUUGUCUACUGUUGUCCCAAUGCAGAACGUGAGCCUUACUAUUCGUUCAUCAAGUCCAUGAAGGUGGUCUACAAGAACGCCAGUCCCAUAAGUCCACAGGGCAUGGUGCAGAUUUGCGCCAACUGCAAUGAUAAGCACACGAGCCUGGCCGAAGGUGGAUCAGCUGUAGUGCCAGCAACAUCGACAGCAGCAACAGGAGCAGCGCAAGCAUCAGAAUCCAGCGGCACUGCCUACGGCGCAAGCAGCGCAAUUUCUGGCAAUCAUGUCACAACCAUAGUCAGCCACAAUUCACCAUCGGAAAAGUCGCUGGCCAAUUCGGAUUCAAUGAGCAACGUGCGCUUCAAGCCGUACGAGACUAGCUCUAACAAUUCCAACUCAAAUAUUGCUCGUGACUUGAAGCAGAUACGUCGCAGCAACUCAAGACCCAGUUCGCCCAGCUCGUCGCAGGGACACGUCGAGAAUGGCCAUGCUCAGUACUCCUGUUCAAUUUGCAAAGUGCUCUGCGCCUCUCAUAAGAUGGACUGGCUCUCCACCAGUGCCGAGCACAUGAACUCGCAUGCCAUGCACUUCCCCUGCCUCAAGCCCAAUGUCAUUAGCAACAGUAAUGGCCAAAGCAAUAAUAACAACAACAGCAACACCAACUACAAUAAUAACAUUGAACUGAACAGCAACAGAGUGCUUGCCUGCAAGGACUGCAUUAAUUACUUAACUAGCCAGUGGGAGUCAAUGGAUGCGGAGCGCGUGCCGCUGGAGCACAGAAGAUACAACAUUCCUUCGCCCAUUAUGAACUCAAGCUCACCAAACGGAUCUCGGCAUGGCACUCUGAGCACCAGCACGCCGCCUUCGACGCCAUCAGUGUCAUCAUCAACGCCUGCCAGCACCUCAAUUUAUUGUUUUCUCUGUGGCUUGCACUCAGACCUCACGCUCGCUCGCAUCCUCUACGGCAGCAAAGAGGGCUCGAGGCCUUACUUUCCGCUGCUGCUGAAGCACAACUCCUUGCCAAAUGCUGAGCAGCUGAGGAACAAUUCAGCGCUAGUAUGCACAUUUUGCUAUCAUUCCAUGUUGAAUCAAUGGCGAAAAUAUGAAGCACAGAGUCCCAGCAUCAGUCCGGCUGAGAGGCGAUACAAUUGGCAUGACUAUAUUUGUCAUCUCUGCGGCAUAACGACUUACAGGAAGCGAGUCAGAGCGCUGCCGGUUAAUGAGUUUCCGUUCGUGAAACACCAAAAAAGUGACGACGGUCUUUUGUUAGAGAAUGGAGAGUACGCAGUGGUUUGCUUGGAUUGCUAUGAGAGUCUGAGGCAACAAGCAUCGCAGCACGAUCGAUUUGGGGUGCCUAUCUCUAGGCGGGCCUACAAUUGGGUGCCCCAGCCGCCGCCGCCCGAGGACAGUCCCGAAGCCGGAGUAGCACGUCUGCCCUGCGGUGAACGCUCCGACCGCAUCCUCAUGAGCAAUGCACUAAGGCCUAUUCAAAACAAGAAGACCUCAUCGCCAAAGCAGUACGAAAAGCCAAAAGAAGUGCCGCCCAAAGCGGGUCAGAAGCGACCAGCCACCAGUCCAGCUCCCCACAUACCUGUGCCGCUGCACUUGCAAACAUCGCCUAGCUCAGCGGGUGUGCCAGGUGCUACAGGUGGCAAUAACUCGGCGCCGCCAACGUCCAGUAGCGGGAUCUUAAAUCACGCACUGCCCAACAAUCAUCUUGGCACGCAGUCGCCCCAGCAGCAACAACAACAACAACAGCAGCAGCAGCAGCACCAGGCGCAUCAGCAAGCGGUCGCUGCCGCUGUGCAACAACAACUAGCGGGCGUAGGUGUGGGCGUGUCGGGCGCUGGCAUAAACUCAGCUGCGGCAUCGAGCGGCAGAGGCUCCUUUGCGGCUGCACUGCGUACAUUGGCCAAGCAGGCGGAUAUCAAGGAAGAGGACGAGGUGGGCGCAGUUGGACGAAGUGUACCCACUUCGACAUCUUCAAACAGUGCAAACGUGCCUGUGUCGCUUAGUUCGGUCGCCGGACGUGGAAGCGGUCCGUCCGGUUGUCUUAGCAACGAGGAUCGCAUCGCUGCCAACAAGAAACGUUCCCCUCCCUCGCCACAACCGCCGGAGAAAAUGGCACGUCUAAGUCAUACGCCCCAAACGUCUGCUAUGCAGCCAGAGCUGCUGGCGCGUAGUGGAUUCCAGCCGUACAGAUCUGAUGAGCGUCUUAUGCAUCCGGCCGGUGCCUUUCCCCUGGAAGCAUAUUCACAUUUUACUGGCUUGCCCGGUAUUCCUCCAGCAGCAUUCUUGAAUCCGGCGGCAGGCCUGCCCUACUCGGAUCCUCUGUAUUUGGAGCACCGCUAUCAACUGUUUCGCGCCGCUGGUGGCCACCACACGCAUCCACAUGCUGCAGCGCUGUAUCCUCAGAUGGCAUCGCCGUAUUCGCAUCUGUAUUCGAUGAUGCCAGGUGCAGCUCUAGGAAUUUCGCCAGCAGCCAUGCAUGAUCGUAUCAAGUUGGAGGAGGAGCAUCGAGCACGUAUGGCACGCGAAGAGGAGCGCGAACGUGAGAUGCAGCGGGAAAAGGAGCGCGAGCUACGUGAGCAGCGCGAAAAGGAGGCGCGUGAACGUGAGCGCGAGCAACGAGAACGGGAGCGAGAACAGCGUGAAAAGGAGCAGCGCGAGAAGGAGCAGAAGGAAAAGGAGGCACGCGAGCGCAAAAUGCGUGAAGAGGAGCGAGAACGGGAACGUGAGCGCCAGCAAUUGCUUAACGCUACCCACCACUACUCCAAUCAGCUCUAUGCGCCGCUGAAUCGCAACCUGCUGGGCUCAAUGAUGCCGAUGAUGGGUCUGCGUGCGCCGCCGGCAGCGCUGCAUGGACUGGCCGGCAUGUCGCACUAUCAUGCCGCAGCAGCCAAUGCGCAGCGGCAAAGCCCACACGCUGCUGCAGCCAUGGGACUUAAUCUGGGCAUGCCUGGGCUGCCAGGUCACGGCCCAGCCAAUCUGCAGCAUCACCUGCAACAGGCAGCAAUGGGGCUGGCGGCGCAUCCGGGGCAUCCAGGCUUUUCGGCUGCUGCAGCGCUCGGCCUGGCGCCGCAUCCGCAUAGCCUGAAUCUGAGCCAUGCACAUCUCUCGCCUCAUCAUCCCGUGCAUCAGCUGCCGCCAGUCAGCUCAUCAGCUGGUCCCAGUCCCGGCACGACCAGCAGCGCAGCAGCAACCUCGUCUCCACACAGCCUUAACCUGACGGUGGCAACCAGCAGCAUGGCCCAGACCACCUCAACGCCCAGCUCGCACAUUCCGACCAUGAGCCACUACUAUCAUCACGGCCAUGCCGCUAUGGCAGCUAUGCAUGCAGCCGUCGCCGCCGGAAUGACGCCUGUCGCUGCCCAUCAGCAGCCCGUAAAUGCAGCCGCCGCCGCCGCAGCUGCUGCUGCUGCCGCCGCAGUCGCCUCACAUUCAAUAUCGCCCAAGAUAACGUCACCGCUAAGCUCGGUAGCAAAUGGCGCAUCGCGCACUGCCAGCAGUCCACAUGCCAUGCGGCAUCACAUAGCAGCUGGCAUAGCCACACCAAGCCAGCAGCAGCAGCAGUCGGUCAUGUUUGAGAAGAGCAGCGCGGUGACAACUUCGGCUACGCAUGAGCCAACCACCUUGGAUCUGACUGGAUCCAACUCGAACUCGAGUAACCAGGCGCAGUCGAGCAUCAGCACUUCGGCUGUGCACGAGCUUAAUGGCGUUGAGUCCAAUGGACCAACGGAUGGCAAGGAUGCGCAAUCGCAUGUGGAGGAUCCUUUGCCAGCAGCUACACCGCCGGUGGCGCUGGAGAAGAAGCCAGUAACGCCCAGUGCCAGUCAGGGCAAGGCAGACAGUUCGCCGGAGAAUACGUCGCGACGCAGCGCCAGUCCGCCCAACUCUGACAACAACAAUAGCAGCAACAAUGCCAGCGCAAACGUCAACGUUACGGAGCAGCAACGGAAUGCCGCAGUCUCUGGUGGUGUUGGCGCUGGAGCCACACAAGAGGACGACAAACCUGCUGUGGGUGCAGUAAGCCGCAGCACCGCUGAGGAGGCAACCGCAUUAUGACACCAACUCUUCAGCAGCUCCAACAACUAACUAAUGAAAAACUUUGGCGACAUUGGGAUGUACAUUUUGUCGGAACGGGCUCUUUAUCAGCAGCGCAAGCGGAUGCUCGAUGAGUUUCUAAAGCUUUAAGAUACUGUUACUUACCCCGUGAAGAUGAUGAUUGCCGCCAUAUAUGUACAAACGUACAUAUGUAUGUAUAUUAUAUCAAUAUCAGCUGUAUAUACAUUAGCAUGUAGUAUCCCCUGAUUAUUCUCGAUGUUGCCAUCUUAAACACAAAGUUGAAGUCUAUAGAAACUCUUCAAUGCCGUGUAGAUUUAAAAACAAUAAGAAAUGCAUAAAAUGUAAAUCAAAUAUUGUAAAAAUAUAUAAAUAUUAACACAAAUACAACCAUACACUUGUAUGUACUCAACUGUUUCGAAUUCAAUGAUCAUAAAUGCACUAUAAACAUUAAGCAAGUACGCUAGGUACUAUGAAUGUGUAAAAUAAACAAUGCGCGUUUAACUUUAGACUUAAAAGCUCGAAUCACAUUAUUUUAUACUUAAGGCACACACAUUCGUCGGAAAUAGUAAUUUCAAUAUAUCACAUUCUUUGGUGAUGAAACAAAUUGUCUAUUUUAAUGAGCUCAUUUAAAAAUUUCAAGUCACAGAGCUGUUUCAAAUUCACCAAUAUGUACUAUAUCAAUAUUCAAUAUUCCAUACUCAAAGCUCAUGCUCAAUUAAAAUUAAAUAAUAAUUUAACUGCUGUGUGUUGGAGUGUUAUUAUUCAUCGAAUUUCAAGCCCAUGAGCAUAAUCACAGUAUGUAAAUAU
Drosophila busckii is the source of this 7561-nucleotide messenger RNA. RefSeq names its product protein split ends (gene px). The record is from RefSeq and is a predicted model, not a curated record. The transcript is spliced from 14 exons. Lineage: Eukaryota; Metazoa; Arthropoda; Insecta; Diptera; Drosophilidae. The coding region runs from base 1031 to 6754 and encodes 1907 amino acids.